Messenger RNA from Fonsecaea nubica, 1737 nucleotides. RefSeq lists its product as hypothetical. Bases 1 to 1737 code for a protein of 578 amino acids. Gene Ontology annotation, molecular function: catalytic activity. The transcript is spliced from 6 exons. The record is from RefSeq and is a predicted model, not a curated record. NCBI's taxonomy places the organism in Eukaryota, Fungi, Ascomycota, Eurotiomycetes, Chaetothyriales, Herpotrichiellaceae.
AUGGCCAACACCGAAUACUCUGUCCCAACAGAGGCCGAAAAGGUCUUUCGCACCGGCAUCCUCCAGAACCCCCUGAUCACGCCGUAUCUGCCUGAAGGAUGGGAGGCGUUGGCCAGCACCGUCAGCUUCGAAGGCAGCCCUAGCCCCAGCAUCCCCAUCAACUGGCGCUUCGCUGAGAGUAUUUCAGCCCUCAAGGCCUACGAGGCCGUGCUGGUCAAUGCCAUUUUGAAGAAGAAAUAUAACCACGACCCCGUCGAGGUUAGGAUCAACACAGACCAUGCCCAGUUGUUCUUCAUGUCCACUUUACUCUGGCGCCUCGAUCCCCAGGGAGCCGAUCUCAACGCCUUGUCCAUUCUCCAGCCCGAGUUGCGGCAGAAGAUGGACGCUUACUUCCCCGACUGGGAUAAACACGGCUCGCUAGCUUCGCUGCAUCGGAUGGCAGCGACCAACAUCUACAGGACCAAGGAUGAUCGGUUUUUUCAUAUUCAUGGGUCCAUUGAUCCACGCCCGACAAUCGAGUCACUCGGCCUGCCGCAGGAGAGCUCAGCCUCGUCGUUGCAAGAAGCUUUCAAGCCCUACGUGGAGGCGGUGUCGAGAUUCACGGCUGAGGAGCUGCAGGAUCUCGAGACUAACCGGUUCCGCCAGGCAGGCACCAUCUGCUACUCCAUCGACGAGUAUAACAACAGCGAGCACGGCAAGGCGAACGCCCACAUCGGCCUGUUUGAGAUCCACCACCGACCCAACCCUGUCCAGCAGGCGACGUGGUGGCCCGACGCCCCCAGCAGCCCGGGCUCACCGAAGAGGCCUCUCGCUGGUCUGAAGGUGGUUGACCUCACGCGGGUCAUUGCUUCUCCGGCAGUGUCGCGCGGUCUCGCCGAGCUAGGUGCCUCGGUCAUGCGCAUCGUGUCCCCAAACAUCACCGACACGUCGGGCCUGCAUCUGGACUUGAACCACGGGAAAUGGAAUGCCUGUCUCGACCUCAAGGUGGAGGCGGAUCGAGAGAAGCUCCGCGAGCUGAUCCGUGGCGCCGACGUCUUUCUGCAGGGCUACCGUCCUCACGUGCUCGAUAAGUACGGCUUCGGAGAGCAGGAUAUUCUGGACUUGGUCAAGGACCGGGAUCGUGGUAUCGUCUAUGCACGUGAGAACUGUUACGGCUGGAACGGGCCCUGGAAGGAUCGUAGUGGCUGGCAACAGAUUAGCGACGCGAACUGCGGAGUGUCGCUUGAAUUCGGCAGGGCCAUGGGCAACGAUGAACCCGUUACUCCUGUCUUUCCCAAUUCAGAUUACUGUACCGGCAUAGCAGGGACGAUAGGCAUCCUCACCGCGCUCGUGCAGCGUGCUGAGAAAGGGGGAUCGUACACAGUCGACAUCGCCCUGAACUACUACUCCCGCUGGCUCACCUCCAGCGUAGGGGCCUACCCAUCCGCAGUCUGGGACCGCCUCUGGACCCGCCACGGCCGCCCCGUGUUCCGGCACACCGACUCGAUGAUGGUCCUCCUCCCAGCGUUCAUGAAGAUGCUGAGGGCCGACCCCGACAGUGCCGCCGCGCUCUUCCAGCCCGGCUUCUUCACAGAGUACGCCAUCAAACAUCUGGGCGGUGUCACGGUCCGGAUCGUCGCGCCUGUUCUGCGGUUUCCCGGCGGCGAGGUCGAGCCGGGGUAUAAUGUGUCAACCAGGACGAAUGGCGUCGAUCAACCGCGUUGGCCGGAUGAUCUUAGCGUGGAAGUCGUUGUUUAA